Molecule: messenger RNA, 862 nt
Organism: Carassius carassius (crucian carp)
Lineage: Eukaryota; Metazoa; Chordata; Actinopteri; Cypriniformes; Cyprinidae
Product: transcription factor 21-like
Exons: 2
Coding region: 159-650 (163 amino acids)
Biological process (GO): skeletal muscle tissue development; regulation of transcription by RNA polymerase II
Molecular function (GO): DNA-binding transcription factor activity, RNA polymerase II-specific; RNA polymerase II transcription regulatory region sequence-specific DNA binding; protein dimerization activity
Source: RefSeq, a predicted model, not a curated record
CCUUGUAUUGAUGUGCCUUUUUUGCCUGGGCUUCUUUUACAGAGAUUUAAAAUUUAGGCACCACCUGUUGCUCUGAAUCUACAGCAAGGCCACUGAAUAUCAUAUACGACUGGAAAGCAGGAAAGCUAGUUCUUUGCUCUGAAGCAGUUGUAGACAAGAUGUCCACGGGUUCGGUGAGUGAUCCUGAAGAUCUCCAGGAGCUGUCAAUCACUCACAUGGACACACGUUCUCUAGAAGACUCAGAAGACGAGUUUAGUAUCGAUGACAGUCUGAAAGCAAAGACCAAACAUCCUCGAGCUGCUGCCAACAACAACAAGCAACAAAUGAAGAUGGGGAAGGAUGGCAGACAGUCUCAGAGAAACGCAGCUAACGCCAGAGAGAGGGCACGGAUGAGGGUUCUGAGUAAAGCGUUCUCGCGGCUGAAGACCAGCCUGCCGUGGGUACCGGUGGAUACCAAACUGUCAAAGCUGGACACGCUGCGUCUGGCAUCCAGCUACAUUUCUCACCUCAGACAACUCUUGCAAAAAGACAGAUAUGAGAACAGCUUUGUGCAUCCUGUAAACUUGACCUGGCCUUUUGUGGUCUCGGCACGAUCAGAGGACACCAAAGACAUUUCAGCAGCGGUCAGACUAUGUGGAGCUACAGCAUAAACAUCUGGCACCUCUCUGUCUUUUAUCCCCCUCCAUCUCUCUCUCUCUUUCUCUCUCUUUUUACUGUCUGUACUCAUGCACUUCCUUUGAACUAACAUCAAUGGACAUUAUGCAUUGAAUGCAACUGCAUGUGGGACAUACAAGUAGUUAAACAGCAAAGUCAUUGCACACAAAUCUGUGAUUAUAUACUGUAUAGACAGAUGUUUUUUAUG